Messenger RNA from Cooperia oncophora, 183 nucleotides. The record is from the annotation of a GenBank genome assembly. NCBI's taxonomy places the organism in Eukaryota, Metazoa, Nematoda, Chromadorea, Rhabditida, Trichostrongylidae.
AUGAUGAUCUUUUGCUGUUUUUCCACAGCUUUCAUUCGUUGGCUGUAUCAACGUCAAAUAAGGAAGAAGUCAGAUUCUUUGAGACGCAAAUAUAGAAACGAAGAAGAAAAACGGAGAGAAAACGAACUAAGACUGAAAGAAUUAGCGCUAAGACCUAUACAUACCACUACAAAUUCGUUAUAG